This is a messenger RNA of Rotaria socialis, 1896 nucleotides long. The record is from the annotation of a GenBank genome assembly. Lineage: Eukaryota; Metazoa; Rotifera; Eurotatoria; Philodinida; Philodinidae.
AUGGUUUUUCGUCGACCUCGUGUUAAUGUUAAGCCUAAUGUGCAAGCAACACGUCCAGUUAGUAGUAUUGUACGAUCAAAUGACGUAUCAGAGGAGGCAAUAUCUACUCAGUCACAAAAAGAGCAAUCUUCGCAACAGAUUGAUCCUCCAGCAGCACCAGCGGUUAUAGAAGAGUCAGUAUCAAAUGUUCAAGAGACAAUCGAACAAUUCUCACAACCAUCUUCCUCGGUUUGUGUAUCAGUUGUUGACUCACCCGCUAUACCUACUGCUAUUUCGGUUUCAUCGUCACCUUCACCUCAACCUCCUUUAUCGCCACUACCUCCAGCUACUCCUUCAUCACCAAUACCUCCAACUCUAGCAGCUCCGUCGUCACCUCCACCUCCUCCUGCUACAGUUUCAACAGCAAGAUCAUUGUAUCGAAUAAGAGCAACACCAAAUAUUGGCGCAAAAACAGUCAUUCAUCAUCGUCGACCAUCUGCUAGUUGUUCUGGUACAGAAAGUGAAACUGAAUCAUCUCGUCAAAAACAUGCCACACCAUCAUCUAUUGCAGUUGGACGCAUCAAUCCUAUAAUUAUUAAACCAAUUGUUUCAAACGAAUCACAUAUAAAUACCACGUCAGAUCUAAUCACAAAUGGAGACAUGUCAACUCCAACCGCAACUGAAAUAUCAAUAACAGAAACAACUGAAGUACAUACACCUACCAUUGAUAACAAUCCUCUACUUUUACCACCUCGAACAACGUCAAAAAUUAGUCGUGAAUAUCUUAAUCAACAUAUUAGCUAUCGUGCACAACGACUUGCUGCAAAAGUUGAACCGCAUAAUACAAUUCGAAAACGACGUGCAGCAACACUUGAAAAACUCGAAGAUAUUGGUGGUAAUAAAGGUGAACCUGUUGAUACAUCAAAAUUAAAGAUAGCUGAUUUUGUUCAUUAUAACCCUGAAGCCAAUAAAAUGGAAGUUAAAAUUAAAACAACUAAAACAGAUGCUGCAGAUGAUCCUGUUCGUAAACAAAGUAUAUCAAGUACCGAUGGACAAAAUGCUGUUUUAGCACCACAAUUAAAAAUUGAUGCUACUGGAGCAUUAGUUGUUGAUGAAGAAAGUAUACUUAUACGACAUGCAGAGGAUGCACCGAGAAAUACGAUCAUUGUCGAAGGACAAUUUAACGAUGACAAUUUAACACAUCAAAGUUAUAGAAAAAUCGGUCGAAGAAAACGAUGGAAUAGUCGAGAUACAUUACGUUUUUAUCAAGCACUUCGAAUGUGUGGAACUGAUUUCACAUUAAUUGCACGCGUUUUUCCAAAUCGUGAUCGAGAUGACAUAAAAAGAAAAUUCAAAACUGAGGAUAAAGCAAAUAGAACUUUAGUUGAUUCAGCUCUCAAACAACGCGUUCCAUUUGAUUUAACAUGUUUCUAUUCACCAUCAGAAGAAUCAUCUGACGAUGAUAACGGAAAUGACAUAGAUAAUAGCAUACAGAAACCACCACGUAAACGACGAAUGGUUAAACGUAAACAAAAACAAACGUCAUCGUCUGAUCCACUUGAAAUUAAUCGACGUCGUGAGAAACGUUUACAAUCAAAAAAGAACAGUAUACGUAUAAAGAAAAGUGCAGAAUUUGUCAAUGAUGACGAUGAAGAUGGAAGCUCCAUGGAUGUUGCUGAUACUGUUGAAAUUACAACAACAGCUCUGGAAUCGAAAAUCGAACAAAUCAUUCCGUCAUGUCAAAAUGAAGAAAAUACUACAGAUAAUUCAAUAGCGACCAUAGACGAGCUAGGCAAUAUUCUUGAGCGAAUCGAUGAAGGUCAUCUAUUAUUUGUUCAUAAUACCGAUGAAGCAGGUUUCGAUCGAAUUGAUGUUCAUGUUGUGAUGCCAAAUGCAGCGGAUAAUGCCAAUAAAUAA